CGGCCGGGAUGGGGCGGGUGCAGUUCCCUAACUGCCACCUGAGAGCCCUGGUCCCCGCUGCUGCCACAGCGGGUCUGUUUGGCAGUCAGGGCGCGAGCUGGUGAGCGGAUGCGUGGGCGGAGGGACUGGCGCUACCCACCCAGUAGCCACCCACUGCAGCGCACCGCCUAGACAAGCCAGCUGACACCGAGGGCACAGACCACCCUCCACUGAGUGCGGAGCAGCCAAGAAAGAUGCCAUCCUCAGCCCGCUGUACCUUAGUGGGAUUCCCUUCCUCUGGAGAAUCUGGAGCCUCCAGCUUGAAUUAAAAGAUGCAAGAGUUACCAUGCCUUGGAGAGAAUCUGCUGUUUAGGGCACAGGUAAGGAGGUGUUCAGGGCUUAGGGAAGCCCUCUUUUCCCACACCCCACCCUCCACCCCACCAAAUGGUACCAUGCCUGGCAUAAAGCUGGUCCUAUUUAUGAGUUAGAGAACUACCUGGCUGCCAAGCUUUUCUGAGCUUGCCCUUGGGGAAGCUAACUGCAACUGGUCUCGUGAACCUCAAAUCGUAACAAAAAUGACUCCCGAUCCUCUGAAGCAGGGGUGGCUCUUUGUCUCUUAGGGAUCAUAUACUUCUUUGAGAAUCUGAUGAAAGCUCUGGGUCUUCUCCUUAGACAAUGGAAAAAUAACAUGCAGUGUUGCUUCUAACUUAAGGUACCACUAGGUCUUAAGCCCACUCAUGGUUCUCUCAGGGAUCUUUUGUCACAGGUUAAGAAUGCCUCAAUAUGAGCUUUCCCUUCGGCAGGAGACAUUGACCAACUAUGGGAUUUUAGGCAAGUCUGUGAACCUGCCUGAGUCUCAGUGCCCUCAGUUGUCAGAUGGAAAUAUCAGAAUGUCAGUUCCAGCAAGUUUGGAGCAUUGUGGGAGAUUCAAAAGAGAUGGUGUUGGUGAGGUGGUCUUGCAAAUAUCAGGCUCAGGGCACACUCAUGGGUUGCUCUCUUUAGUGUUAGUGUUUACUAUUUAUUUAUUUUGCCUUUCCAUUCGAUGUCAGAAAUUUAACAAAAGAAAAUCAGGUUUCUUUUGACUUGAAAAGUCACUUUGUCCCUUUCUUUGAUACUGCAUAAGUUACACCCAGGCAAACUAGCAUUCAAGAGACUCUGGCUUGGGAGGGAGCUCAGAGAGCAUGCAGUGUGUCCAGGAUCUAGACAGUUUUAGAGACCCCAAUUACCCAGCCCUUGGCAGUUCCAGAAUCGGUCAAGGAUGUGUGUAGCCAGCCCAGUGCCUUGAGGAGGUUCCACAUUUGCCUGCUGCAGAAGUGAGGAAAUGGGAUCUGAGGAGGCCGAUAGUUGUUUGGUUUUUCACAUUUCAGUACUGUCACAACGGGCAUGAGAAGGUAAAGUGGAUCCUGUGUGUCUCUCUCAUAGUCACUGAAAGGGCCUAGCCAGACCCUCAUGAAAACUGCCCUGUGUCUAGGUCGUUUGGGAAACGCCUUGGAGAGUCAAGAAUAAAAUUGCAGGUCAAACAAUGGAUGACUGGAAAAGUCGGCUUGUAAUCAAGAGCAUGCUUCCCCAUUUCGCCAUGGUGGGAAAUCGUCAGGAGCCCAGAAAGCUCCAGGAAUCGGGAAAGAAGCCCUCGUGGAUGGAGGAAGAAGAUUUAUCUUUUCUCUACAAGAGCAGCCCAGGAAGAAAGCACCAGGGAACUGUUAAGAGGAGACAAGAAGAAGACCACUUCCAGUUUCCAGACAUGGCUGAUGGGGGCUACCCUAAUAAAAUUAAGAGGCCUUGCCUUGAAGAUGUCACCCUUGCAAUGGGCCCAGGCGCCCAUCCUGGUACUGCCUGUGCAGAGCUGCAGGUCCCUCCAUUGACAAUGAAUCCUAGCCCUGCGGCUAUGGGAGUGGCUGGCCAGUCGUUACUGCUCGAGAAUAACCCUAUGAAUGGCAACAUCAUGGGCUCACCAUUUGUGGUACCACAGACUACAGAAGUGGGACUGAAAGGGCCUGCUGUUCCUUACUAUGAGAAAAUCAACAGCGUGCCGGCUGUAGACCAGGAGCUUCAAGAGCUGCUAGAGGAGCUCACCAAAAUUCAAGACCCUUCUCCGAACGAGCUAGAUCUUGAGAAGAUACUGGGGACGAAGCCAGAAGAGCCACUGGUUUUAGAUCAUCCUCAGGCAACCCUAAGCACAACUCCCAAGCCUUCGGUUCAGAUGUCACACUUGGAGAGCCUGGCUUCCAGCAAGGAGUUUGCUUCUAGUUGCAGCCACGUUACUGGCAUGUCACUUCAGAUCCCGUCCUCCACAGGGAUCAGCUAUUCGAUUCCUUCCACCAGUAAGCAGAUAGUGUCACCGAGUUCUUCAAUGGCACAGUCCAAGAGCCAGGUCCAGGCUAUGCUCCCUGUUGCUCUGCCCCCCUUACCAGUGCCUCAGUGGCAUCACGCCCACCAGCUGAAGGCACUGGCAGCCAGCAAGCAGGGGUCUGCUACGAAGCAGCAAGGGCCCACCCCCAGUUGGUCUGGUCUGCCUCCUCCAGGACUCUCUCCACCUUACCGCCUGGUGCCAUCACCACACCCACCACCACCACCACUGCCGCCACCACCCCCACCAUUCAGCCCCCAGAGCCUCAUGGUGUCCUGCAUGUCGUCCAAUACUUUGUCGGGCAGCACUCUCCGAGGCUCUCCCAAUGCCUUACUGUCAAGCAUGACGUCCAGCAGCAAUGCUGCCCUGGGGCCCACCAUGCCCUAUGCUCCUGAGAAGCUCCCCAGCCCUGCUCUCACUCAACAGCCGCAGUUCGGCCCUCAGAGCUCCCUUCUUGCCAACCUCGUGUCCUCUACCAUCAAAACCCCUCAAGGACACCUGAUGUCUGCUCUGCCCGCCAGCAACCCUGGGCCUUCCCCACCCUAUCGCCCGGAGAAGCUCUCCAGCCCAGGCUUGCCACAGCAGUCCUUCACCCCACAGUGCUCCCUGAUCCGAAGCCUCACUCCCACCAGUAAUCUUCUAAGCCAGCAGCAGCAGCAGCAGCAACAGCAACAGCAGCAGCAGCAGCAGCAAGCAAAUGCGAUCUUUAAGCCCAUGAACAGCAACUCAUCCAAAACCCUGAGCAUGAUCAUGCAGCAGGGGAUGGCAAGCUCCAGCCCAGGAGCCACAGAGCCAUUUACUUUUGGCAACACCAAGCCCUUGUCCCAUUUUGUUUCUGAGCCGGGUCCCCAGAAGAUGCCCUCCAUGCCUGCCACCUCUAGGCAGCCUUCCCUGCUCCACUACCUGCAGCAGCCGACACCAACACAGGCCUCUUCAGCCACUGCCUCCUCCACAGCCACUGCCACCUUGCAGCUGCAGCAGCAGCAGCAGCAGCAACCUGACCAUUCAUCAUUCCUUCUGCAGCAGAUGAUGCAGCAACCCCAGCGUUUUCAGCGAUCAGUGGCCUCAGAUUCCACGCCUGCUCUGCCCAGACAGGGCUGUUGCCAUCUGUUUGCAUGGACUUCUGCAGCUAGCUCGGUGAAGCCCCAGCAUCAACACGGGAACUCUUUCACUAGCAGGCAAGAUCCACAGCCUGGAGACGUGUCACCAUCUAACAUUCAAGAGGAACAGAGAUCAGGUCAUAUGGCAAUGACCCCUGAACGGCAGAAUGCAUAUAUCUCCCAACAGAUGAGUCCAUUUCAAGCCGCCCAAGAACAAGUCACCUCCAAGUGUAGCCGGAUCAAGGCAAGCCCCCCAUCUAGCAAGCACUUGAUGCCACCCAGAACUGGGCUCCUUCAGAACAAUCUGAGUCCAGGAAUGAUCCCACUCAGCAGCCACCAGAGCUGCGAGGGCAUGGAAGUGAUCUCACCAACUCUGGGGAAGCGGCAAGGAAUUUCCACCUCCAGCUCCCAGCUUCCCACCCCCUCGCACUCAGGCCAGACUCCCCUGGGCAGUCUUGGCCCUGUCUGCCAGCAUACGCAGAGUCCCAAGGCCACCCCACCAGAAGUGCCCCUGCCUGGGUUCUGUCCCAGCUCCCUGGGCACCCAGUCCUUGAGUCCCCACCAGCUCAGACGGCCUAGUGUGCCAAGAAUUCCCACUGUGUUUAACAAUGCUGCAUGGGGCACAGCGGCAGCAGCUGUGACCACAGCAGUUUCGGGGAAACCACCCCUGAGCCAAGUGGAUAAUAGUGUUCAGCAGCAUUUUGAUAGCAACUCCAUCUUUGCCAAGGCGCCUGUGAGAGUGCCCCUGAUGGCCCCAGUGUUCCCAUCGCAGCAGACAGUUGCGACUCCCAAUCAGAUGGCCUCUGAAGGCAGGCCUGGCCAGAAGGUGAGUGCUGUUCUGGCCAACAACCCCAGCUUCAGCCUGCUGGGCAGUCAGAGCCUCAGGCAGAGCCCGGUGCGGGGCCCAGUGCCUGUAGCAAACACCACCAAGUUCCUCCAGAAGGGUAUGGCCAGCUUUAGUCCCCUGAGCCCCAUACAGGGCAUCGAGCCACCAAGCUAUGUGGCUGCUGCUGCCACCGCUGCUGCUGCUUCUGCCGUUGCCGCCAGCCAGUUCCCAGGUCCGUUCAACAGAACGGGUAUUCCCCCUGAGCUGCCACCUGCCGACUUUUUGCGCCAGCCCCAACCCCCACUAAAUGAUCUGAUUUCGUCACCUGACUGCAAUGAGGUAGAUUUCAUUGAAGCUCUCUUGAAAGGCUCCUGUGUGAGCCCAGAUGAAGACUGGGUGUGCAACUUGAGGCUGAUCGAUGACAUUUUGGAACAGCAUGCUGCUGCUCAAAAUGCCACAGCCCAGAAUGCUGGACAAGUCACCCAGGAUGCUGGGGCGCUUUAAAUCUGAGCAGGAUGCCCAUAGAAACGCCCACGUUGACAUCGCUCUAGGGAGUGGUGUCACUCCACACCCGCAGCUGUCUCCCGUUACAAUUUGAGUGGUGUUGUCAGCCCAUGCUUAUCCCUCCCUCUACCUGUGACAAAAUGGAAAGCUGGUGAUUUUUCAAGCUACGUGUACAUAUUUGAAAAUUUUGUAAAUGGUUUUCCUAAACAUUCAUGACAGAAGUAUUUAUACUUCAUUUUGUGACUUUGUAAAUAAAGCGACGGCUUUUGUUUCAGUAGAGUUGUGUUUACUAUGCAUCGUUUUGUGUUUAUUAUACAUUGUUACAAAUAUGCAGACUGUGUUGUUUGCUCCAGUGAUACCUUGUUAAGCUAGGUGGCUGAGUCGCUUAUGGUUUUGAUGCAAUGAGCAAUGUGGAUGUGACCAAGAGUUGUUGUGCAAGUUGACAAAUGCCAAAUAGAAAACCACUUGGCCAUUUAUUUCUAUGUUCACUAAAAAUCCUAUUGCCUUGUGUGAUUCUUAAUCUCUUUUGCAAACCUUUCAGUCUCCGCUAGCUCUUUCCUAAUGAGCAUUUACAGCAGAAGCCGUUUUAUCAUUAAGUGCCCCACAGAGACACUUUACCAGGAGGCUGAGAGAGUUCUCCAGAUCUGGGAGAGGCGCAGAGAGAGCGUGUGCGCCGAGCACCGUCUCAGCAAUCCACCUUGAGGAGCUAGAGUAUCCUCCUCCCUUUACCAUUCAGACCGAGAGAAAAAGCCCAGCUUGUGUGCACCCUCGUGGGGUGAAGGCGAGCUGUUCCUGGUUUAAAGCCUUUCAGUAUUUGUUUUGAUGUAAGGCUCUGUGGUUUGAGGGGGAACAUCUGUAAACAUUAAUAGUUGAUUUGGGGUUUGUCUUUGAUGGUUUCUAUCUGCAAUUAUUGUCAUGUAUAUUUAAGUGUCUGUUAUAGAAAACCCACACCCACUGUCCUGUAAACUUUCCUCAGUGUCCAGACUUUGUGUAAUCACAUUUUAAUUGCCACCUCGUAUUUCGCCUCUACAUUUGAAAUCUGGCGUCUGUUUCAAGCCAGUGUGUUUUUUCUUCGUUCUGUAAUAAACAGCCAGGAGAAAAGUG
Molecule: messenger RNA, 5860 nt
Organism: Cercocebus atys (sooty mangabey)
Lineage: Eukaryota; Metazoa; Chordata; Mammalia; Primates; Cercopithecidae
Gene: MAMLD1
Product: mastermind-like domain containing 1
Exons: 9
Coding region: 1502-4756 (1084 amino acids)
Biological process (GO): regulation of transcription by RNA polymerase II
Cellular component (GO): nuclear body
Source: RefSeq, a predicted model, not a curated record